AUGUUGAAGAAGCAUUGGUUAGAUCUCGUUGCUGCUCACAGUGAUGCUUGGUUGAUUUCUGUAUCUUUAAAUGCCAGACAUGCUUUUAAAAUAUUUGACAGGAUGCGACUUUUCAAUAUGAUGAAUGAUCUCCCUACUGUGUUUGAAGUUGUAACUGGUUCUGCUAAGAAGCGGCAACAAACUGAGAAAUCUUUGGCGAGUCGAACCUUUAAUCCUCAUUCUUCUAUAGGAUAUUCAUCACAACUUCUUCACAUAUCACCCUCUUUGAUACAAGCUCCUAUUGGUUAUCGAUUAUGGCGUCAUAUUCAGGAAGAAGCAGUUAAAGGAAAGUUUGCAGGUAGAGAAAACAAUGAGACACUUGAAAAUGGAAAAGAUCUGCCUCUGUUGUCGGUUCAGAAGACAACAAAGAUGAUAAAGACAACAAUGAUGAAAGUGAUGGAAGUGAAGAAGAUCCAGUGUAAUCUCGUCUACUAG
This is a messenger RNA of Impatiens glandulifera, 474 nucleotides long. RefSeq names its product PHD finger protein ALFIN-LIKE 6-like. Gene Ontology annotation, cellular component: nucleus. Lineage: Eukaryota; Viridiplantae; Streptophyta; Magnoliopsida; Ericales; Balsaminaceae. The record is from RefSeq and is a predicted model, not a curated record. The coding region runs from base 1 to 474 and encodes 157 amino acids. Gene Ontology annotation, molecular function: transcription cis-regulatory region binding; histone binding; transcription coregulator activity. The transcript has 4 exons. Gene Ontology annotation, biological process: regulation of DNA-templated transcription.